Messenger RNA from Microstroma glucosiphilum, 632 nucleotides. RefSeq lists its product as hypothetical. Bases 1 to 528 code for a protein of 175 amino acids. The transcript is spliced from 3 exons. The record is from RefSeq and is a predicted model, not a curated record. Gene Ontology annotation, molecular function: acyltransferase activity, transferring groups other than amino-acyl groups. NCBI's taxonomy places the organism in Eukaryota, Fungi, Basidiomycota, Exobasidiomycetes, Microstromatales, Microstromataceae.
AUGGCACUGCGCCUGCGUGGGGUCGCCGACCCAGCGGUGAGAUCUGUCGUAGCAUUCAGCGGUACCGACGAUGGAGUUCCUGGAAACCGCGGCGAAAUCAUAGGACACAUCGAGCUAGGUCCACCAGGGGGGUUCUCGCCUUUGACGAAUGUCUGUGACUGGGAGCUGUUGAGCGUGUACUCCUCUUGCAGGGGCAAGGGCAUUGCAGCACAAUUGAUCAGGUACGCUCUUGCAGUGGCACUCGGCCCUGCGCAGGUGCAGGAAAAGCUGGGAGUACACCUCAACCGCAGCCUCGAGUCAGCUCAGCAGUCGCGUAAUGGAACAACGCAGCCGGCUGGGACUACUCGAUCGGAUGCCAAACAUGCCCUUGGUGUCAUCACCAUCAACGAGAACGUCGUCGGACGCAGCUUCUACACGAAGCUUGGAGGAAAGCUAACGGAGACCUAUACAGUGACGCUCUUGGACGAGAAGAUUGGCUGCGUCGCCUUUGUCUGGGACUGGGAAGGCAUACAUAGACUGAUGUUGUGAUAGGCCCGGCGUCCAAGGUGGUCUCAGGGGCGUGUAAUACGCUUCUCUCCUGUCUCUGGCUUUUAGUGCGAGGGUGAGGGAGGGGGUGUCUGCUUCUCUCCUGU